Molecule: messenger RNA, 1576 nt
Organism: Diatraea saccharalis (sugarcane borer)
Lineage: Eukaryota; Metazoa; Arthropoda; Insecta; Lepidoptera; Crambidae
Source: the annotation of a GenBank genome assembly
AAAUACUCUCCGGGUACUCAGGGCUCUCGUUCUCACACUCUUCUGCAUAAAAUUUCAAGUUUUCUGAUCUUUUAAAGUAUGUAUUUAUAUUUAUUAGCAGUUAAGAUGCCGAUACCAGUGUACAGUGUGGAGUUGGAACUGGGGGAACCUCCGCCACAGCUUCUGGAGUAUGCACACAAGCACUGCGGCGAGGAGCCUGGUACUCGUCUGCAGGCGGUGUCCGAGCUGAGAGACCUAAUAUAUGAGCGCGGUGAAUGUACCCCUCAUCGAAUGGAUGACGAAUUCUUGAUAAGAUUCCUGCGUGCACGCAAUUUCAUACCACAACGGGCACAUCGGCUGAUGGUUAACUAUUAUCAAUUCAAGGAAGAGAAUUCUGAGCUCUUCGAAAAUGUAUACCCGUUGGAUUUGCGGACGAUCGGCGACGCCAAUGUCAUCGCUGUGCCGCCGUAUCGGGAUCAAGAUGGACGUCGGAUUAUAUUAUUCAGGAUCGGUUGUUGGGAUCCAAAAUCUAUACCGGUAGAAGACCUAUUUAAAGGUACUAUCAUGGCACUGGAGUUGGGCUUGGUGGAGCAACGAACACAGAUCAUGGGUGGAAUAGCGAUAUUUGACCUAGAAGAUCUUGGUACGCAACAUGCUUGGCAAACUACACCCACAGUCGCGGCUAGGAUGGUGAAAUUAUUGGUGUCCUCUUUUCCGGCCAUCACACAUGCUAUCCACAUCAUCAACCACUCCUGGCUCUUUGAUAAGCUGUACAGUAUCUUCAAGCCGUUGCUAAGUGCCGAUAUGCAGUCCAAGAUUUACUUUCAUGGAUACGACAGCACAUCUCUACACAAACAUAUACAUCCAGAUCAUUUACCUGAGAGGUACGGAGGCAUCUGGCCAGAUUAUUCUUACACGAUAUGGUUGGAAUCCUUAAGAAAAAACUUUCGAGUGGCUAAGGAACUUUUAUCCAGCGGAUACAAGUUCCGCGAAGAUGAAAUAUGCCCUGAAGUAGUGAGAAAAUUAAAAGAAGAAGGCAUUAGACUUUCAUGAAAUUACUAAACUAAGAAUUAGAAUUGCUACUAAGCUAGAAUAAUUAAAUAAUUCGAAACUUUUGAAUAUUUGUACUAAAAGAUGGUCAUAUGAAAUAAACUGUUUCAAAUAGGAGGAUGGGAAAAAUAAUACAUGAUACUUAAUAAAAAUAAAAAAAACAUCAUUAAAAAGGGAAAUCUAUUUCAUUACUUCUAAGUGCUCAAUUUUAUGGCAACGACAAAUUUACAACUUUCUAUUUGAAACAGACUACAUUAUCUUCUAAGUCUUAUUUUUACAUUUAAUUAUGAGUCACUCAUAACCUUAAUAAUUGAUAAAGAAGUGAACAAUAUUUAUAUCAGUAAAGUUAAGCUAGUUCUAAUUAGUUUAUAAAUAAUUCGUCAAAAACCUGUGAUAACAAAAUUAAAUUCGUUUAAACGAAUAAAAAAUGUAGUUGCUAAAGUAUAAUUUUAGCAUUCGUAAUAAUAAUUUACCAACUCUAUUGUGAUUUCUAUUGAUAUUGACAAUAAAUAUGGAUAUUAUUGCACCAGACUCUUGGUUUUGAUAG